GGGGUUGGGGCCGGAGCGCAGCCGGGCUCCGGGAGCGGCGGGCAGCGGGAGCUCCGGGCCGCCCCGGGGCGAGGGGGGGGAUGGCGGCGGGGGUCGGGCCUUGCUCUCCCGGCGCGGAGGGGAGUUGCGGGAAGUUGGGCGUGCGAGGAGGGGCCCCCGCCCCGACCCCUCCGGCAGGGGGAGCGGGGCCGGGCCGGGGGCGGCGGGGAGGCCGGGGGGCUGCGCGGCCGCAUCCCCCCGCGGGGGCGGCCCCGGGCUCCGCCGGCUCCUUUGUGCUCCCUCCGGCCUCGGCCGCUCCUUUGUCUCGGUGCGGGCCCCCCGCCGCCCGCUCCCGCAGCGGGGCAGCGCCGGCGAUGCCUGCCCGCCGGCGGGCCGGCCGCAUCCCAGAGCCCUGCCGGGGAGGGAGAGUCCUCUCGGCUCAUGCCCGCCCGAGCAGCUCGCUCCCUCGCCUUCUGUCGGGGAGAAAAGAGGGGAAAAAAUAAUACGUGAAAUCAGGGCGAGCUCUCCAGCUGCAACGCCGAGCUUCCGUCCGGAGCGAAGCGCGCCUGGGUCGAGACAGGGAGACUUUCUCACAGCCAUCCCGGAGUUGCAUCAUCCGGCCUGACAGUCCCUACCAGGGAGCACUGGAAAGUUGUCCUCGCCCUUUCCCCUCCUGCCCCGGGCCUGCUGGGGGACCCUGGACCUCAGCUGGCUGCCGACCACCAAAAGCCAGCGGCUUCUCUGCUGGAGCUGGGGCACCGGCACCCUAGCCACACCGGGCACCCAGACAGGCCUGGCUGCCGGGGGUUACCUCGGGGGGGAAAGGACCAUCCGGGCAGUGUCCCCACUCAGCGCCUGCCGGGCUUUCAGCAGCCACUCCCGGCCACGUUUGAGGGAGCUGCCCUCCUUUGCACCGUGGGACCCGAGCCUGGCUUUUCCUUGGUCAACGAUUUAUAACACCACGCCAGGACAGGGAUUGAACUCCACAAUUUUCCCACAUCUACUGCAUUGCUUCAGUCUAGGAUUUGUUUUCACACACCCCAGUCUCCCUGUGCUGCCAGGACCCAGGCAUGGUCUGUAUUUUCCCAAGGGCAGGAGCGACUCACUAUUGGCCCAGUGAACAUCUCUCACCACCAGUCCCUCACAGAGGUCCCCAGAGGGCCAGAGACGCCUGUCUCGGGGUGAAAAGGGAGCAGAGCAGGGCACAGAGCGAGCGGUCUCUCUGAUUUUGGGGUGGGUUUGGUCUAGGAGCUUCCAGGCUAGUGUGGAGCAGUGAGGAAAAGGAGCGCAGGGCAGUGGGAGGGACCGUGGCUCUGCGCCCCAGAGAAAGGGCUCAUUGAAGCAAGGACGGGCAUUUGCGGUUCCCAGCGUGGCCAGGGGGUGACGGCACGCACAGCAGCCAGCAUUGUGCCACUGGUGCCGAGCAAACAGGGCUGGGCCGGUCUCUCGCCUGUCUUGGUGGUCUGCUGUCCUGCCCCCCUUGCUGCCUGGCAGGCUGGUGUGCUCAGUCACGCACCUUUGCUGCAGGUGCUGCUGUAAAACCUACCCCACUGGUGUCUGUGGUUUCCAACAAGUUGGUUUCACAGUUGUAGGUGUUUUAGCCAGCUCAGCUGGUCCCUGCUAGCUCCUGGUCCAGAUCAAAGCCCAGAAGGCUGGUCCCUGCCUGGCAAGGCAGCCUGGCACAGCUGCAGAUGCACGUGUUUUACCCCCAUGCCCAGCACUGUCGUCUCUGGAAGUCCUGAAACAUGAUGCGUUCGCUCAGGUGCCAGCAGCAGCUGUCUUCUCUGCUGGGUCAGGAGAAAACACCUCUCUUUGGACACCACCCAAGGUGAGGGAGAGCAAAGACCAGCCUGUCCUGACGACGCUGGUCCUGUCACAGGCAGUAUUCUGCCCGACGCCAGCCUCUAAAUCCCUUCUGGGCAGUGCUUUUUGGGACACAAGAAGCAAGUACAGCUCAUCUGAGUCAUCCCAAUACUCAGCGUGCCUUCUCAGGGGGCUAACAGUAGACAGAAGACAACCUCGUGCACCUGGAGUUUGACAGCACAUGCAAUGACAAACAAGUUAAAUGGUGCUUGUUUGUACCAACGCCGGCUACUGCUGCUGCUCCUGAGCAUAACCUCCCAUCUCCGUGCUUACCUGUGUGCUUCAGCUCCUGGGGGUGGCUUUGCCCUGGGUGCCCAGUUUAGAGAGGAGCAGAGGACCAAGCCAAGGCAGGUCAGAGGGGCAGAGCCAGGAAGGGAAUGAGGAGGAGAAACAAGUGUGACCCUUUUGUUAACUGGAGGGACCAAAUACAUGGAAGAGCAAACCCCUGGCCGUGUCCCCGGAGGGCUGCCCAAGCCAGAGGGGCAGCACAUCUGCCCUUCCCAUCCCAAUCCGCUCACAUCGGGGUUUCUCUGUGCCAUGGUGGGACAGGCUGGGGCUACUGCAGGUGCUGGCACCCUGUCCCUGCCCGCCCUGUUUCUGCCCAAGCCAGAAGGACUUUGCAUUCCCAACUUUCUCCUCCAACAGGCAGCUUCCGGGCUUCAAUUUGAUGAGGCCUGGGGCUAUUCUAGGCACUUUAUAAAUACUGUAAGAGCUGACUUCCCCCCUACCCCCCACCUUCCCCUUUUUUAGCUUGAAUACAUGUGUUUUUAACCAUAAAAUACCUGCCCGGACAGCCCCCUUAGCUGCGCUGUGGGGAGCAGACUGAAGUGGUGCCACACUUGGAGAAGAGCCAGGGGCAGGAUGAAAAUUGCUGGGAGAUAGAAGCACAGCGGGAAGGUCGGUGGUGUGUUUCCCAAGGCCAGCAUCAGGAGGAAGUCAAGAGCGGCAAUAGUUGAUAGAGUAAAUACAGAGGGAUUUGGGUUUUGUUCCCCAGGUUGCAGGCAAAGAGCAGCAGGGAGAACAGAUAAGCCUCUGCACCUUAUCUCUUUGUUGUUCUGCCCCUGUGUUUUGCUGGCCCAUGUUGCUGCUGUAAAUCUGAUAAAGCAAAGCACUGUGGAGGAAAUUACUAAGAGCAGCAGCAGCAGGUCCCCAUGAGCUCCUUUCUCCCAGGUAGGAAUGCACAGGAGUGGACGAAGGGGUGGAUGGACAGAGGGAUCUUGGCAGUGAGGGAGCUUGCAAGUAGGUGUUUGACUGCUGUUCCUUGUCUGGAGCUCAGUUGCUGCCUGUUGAGUCACUCGAGGAAAAUGUGACUUCAUCCAGUCACACCUCCAGCUGGCUUCCCCCUCCAGCCUGCAGGCAUCUUUCUGUUCCUGGAUCCCACCUGGUAGGUGUUCAGGGAAGCCGGAGGAGGGGGAUGAGAGCCCCAAAGCUUUGUGAAAGACCUUCCCUUUUCCAAAAUGGAGCCCAAAACCCCAGCUCCACUCUCCCAGGCCGGCAGUCCUGCGAAACGCCCUGCAGAAAGGUGACAAGAGCAUCCCUUACCCCCUUCCUCUCACUAUGGGGCUUUGCUGUCCUUGCCCUGGGGCUACACUGCUCUUCUCACCCCACCUACCACACCAGUGGGAGCAUCCCAUCCAUCCCACGAGCUGACUUGCUGCAGCAGACUUGGAUGAUUUGGCACCUCCGUUACAGAGUCCUUCCUUCUUGCUCUGGCAGGGUUAGGUUAACUUGCUAGUAGUGGUGGAUAUAUACACCUGAGCAGCUUUGCAUGGAAACAAAACCCGCACCACCACCCGAAAGAAAAAGCCCCUUUGCUGGCUUUGACUCAGCCGGGAAAUCCACAGAGCUUUUUAUCCUCCUGAUGGUGGGAAUCAUAGCCAUCCCUGCUGAAAUGAAAAGCAUUUCCAGCCUGAGGGAUAGGAAAAAGCAAGGAGCAGCACUGAGGGAGUUCCCCCAUGCUAAGCGUGCCACCUUCCAUGGCAGUGCUCCUGGAAAUUAUUCCACUUUGCUUUGAGAUGCGCAGAGUAAGAGGAGAGCGUUGGCCGGCUGCUGCCUGCGGGCACCAGAGGUGAUGUCUGUCUGUCUGCUUACACUGGCGGGCACACAUCCCCUGGGAGCGGCCGCGGGCGCUGCACCAUGGCACAGUAGCAGCAUCCCAGUGGCUCUCCUCACACAUCCCAGCCCAGCGGAGCCCCGGCAGGCGUCCGGUGGGGAGCACAUGGGGCGCACAGAGCCCCUCUGUUCCCACUCACAAAGGGACGCUUGUGGCUUGCUCACUGCCCCGGCUCGCAGGCCCCAACGAGGAAGAGCUUUAGGACACCAAGCAGUCCCAGCCAGCCUCGCUGCGUCACCCCAUGUGUCCCCCAGCCCCAUGGAUCAGCCCUGCACGGGCCCCUAUGCUUGUCGCCGCCGCCCUGCAGGUCCCGGGCAGGAUGUUUGCAGCUGGCUGUUUAUUUAACAAAUUAUGUCUGCCCCAGGCCUGUGAAUCAGGGUUUUUGCCAGCGCUGCUGGAAAUGGCUCUCUGUGUCAUCCCCACGAAUAAUUCCUGGUCUGUGGCUCAUUUGUGGUUGGUUGGCUGGGGGCAAUAGAGGGGGAAAACCCCGUGCUGGCUUUGCCCAGGGAUCUUGUCUGAGCAAGCGGUCGAUGCCAUCUCCCACUGCUUGCGUGCUCGGGGCAGCGAGGGGACAGUCCCCUGCCCUAGGGAGGCAAAGGAAGGGAUGCAGACUGCCUCUGCCACUGCUUACCAGGUUUCCACAAACUCAAAAGUCCUUUGCAGUGGCAAAGCCAGUGGCUUUGCCAGGUGCUGAGAGACAUGGCCACACACCGAAAACUUUGUAUAUUUUUUUUCUUCUCUCAGUUGCUCAAAUUCUCUGACAAAUACUGUCAUCACAGGGGCACCGAGCAGGACUGAGGAGGGGGGGACUUGGGAGGCAGCACAGCAAAAGGCACCCAUCCCGGCUGCUGGCCUGUCCCGUCCCUGAGGAGCAGCCAGUUGACAAACUAAACUAACAGGGCUGUUAAACACACACACAUGUUGGCCGGGGCGGGGGGGGAUGCUGGUGCCACUCGCUGCAGGGGGAAGGGGGGAGCUGGGAUGCCACCAAGGGAGGGCUUGGGAGCUGCCGGGGCUCUGUAGGGUCCCUGCAGCCCACCAAAGUCCCAGUUUCCUGGGUGCAUGGGUACGGGUGUCUCUUUAGCAGCUUUUGCUGGGAAAGAGAUGGCUCAAAGCCAAGCCCUGGGAGCAGAGUGGUUUGUUCAAGCCAGGAAACUCCUGGUCCUCCCACAGAGAGGGCCGGGGACUGGGCGGGCUGGGAUGCUGCCCUGGCCAUGGGGCACAUCCCUCUCCUCCUGCCCACAUUCCCUCCUUCCCAGUGGGAGGGACAUACAGUGAGCAACACCAAAAAAUGCACAUUUUGGCUGAGGACAGCGCUGAGGAGUUUUGGGCGUGACGCAAUGCCUGGCAGGACUUCCCCACUCCACCCCCUGCUGGGGCUGUGGGUACCGCAGCUCAGCCAGGGCAUCUCCCCUCCAGCAAACCCUGGGGGUCCCCCAAAGGACCAGGCUCCGCUGGGCUCCCCCUCCAUCACCCCUGAAAGCAGAGGCAGGACAGGCUGCUAGGGUCACACUGGCAGGAGCCAAACCAAAGCUAAAUAGACUUUCCCUGAGUCACCGAAAGUCUGGCCAAGAAAACGGGAUGAGCAAACAGCAUCACCCACGCAGCCAGCCGCCGGCCGCGCGAACCAGCAGCCAGGUAGCAGGUGCCAGCAAGCUCUACGUGUGUAAAUUUGUGCACACGAUACGUACUAGAGACCCACCUCAGGGUCCUGAACGGUGGCUUUGGCCCCCAAAAUCUCCACCAUGUCCCAGCUGGGAUCUGGGUUUGGUGCAGCUCAGAGGGGCUCCCGCCAUCACCCCGAUUUCAUUGGUGCUGGGAGGAGGAGGGCUGGGGGUGGGGCGGGUCCUUUCUGCUGGGCAGGAAUGCUGAGUCUCCUGGUGGGAAUUGCAUCCCACACCAAGCAGCUGCACCAUCGUUUGAGGUUUUUUUCUUUUUGGAAAUAGCCCCCAGGAGCAUUUUAUGCCCCAAGCAGGACUUGGCGGCCACAACAGCAGUUUCUAGCCCGCCGUCAUUCUAGAAACCCUCUGGGUUUCAUUUUCGUGGCUGAGCCGCCGCUGCUGUACCACGGGAAGGCGGAAGCUGUGCAGCCCCACGCCGGGACCCCACGGCAGAGCCUGCAACCCUCCCCAAAAGUAGCUCUUUCCAGAGGCUGGGAGCCACGACGCUCUGUGGAUCGGGAUGAGGAGCUGCUCUCACACCUAGUGGGGACCUUGCUGCUGGCAGCAGUUUUUUGGCUGGCGGGGAGCAGGCAGUUGUCGGGGCUCUGGGGAUUGGGUUUCAGGGCUGGCAGGGGCAGCCGGCAGAGGCAUGAGAAGGGGUCCUGUCAGGAAGAUGUAUUUUGGGAAGGAGGGGGAGCAGCUGAUGGGGGCUUCGGGCAGCUGCUCCUCACAGGCAGGAUGGGAUCGGUAGGGGGGAGCUCCUCCCUUCUUACUGCUCUUGUCAAGACCUUGUUGGUCAUCCCUUGUGGGAAGGGUCAGCCUCUGACCCCUUCCCACUCUCCUGUGCCUGCAGAGAGCCACCACUGCGCUGACCCUCCUUCUCCCCACAGGCAGGGCCGGUGGGGCAGAGGAUGCCGGGCAGCUAGCCUAGGACAACACCCCCACCCCCCCCGGCAGGCAGGAGGGACACGGGUGUCCCCUCCAUGGAGAUCCGACGUGCUUUGCCCCAGGAUUUCUGGGAGCUGCUGCACUGCCUGAAGAUGAGGAGCAAGUACGCCGUCCUACUGGUCUUUGUCGUUGGCCUUGUCAUCAUCGAAAAGGAGAACAACUUCAUCUCCAGGGUGUCAGACAAGCUGAAGCAGUCUCCACAGGCGCUGGUGGAGGCCAACGGCACAGAGGCCAGCCCAGCGCCAGCUGAGAAUGGCUCACUGGCCUCGCUGCGAGAGCUGGAUGCUGCCUUCUCCCAGCUGAGGUCCCACCUGCGCAACGUCACCCUGCAGCUGGUGGGCGAGGGGGACCCCGGGCCACGGCGGCAUGUCUUGUUGAUGGCCACCACCCGCACCGGCUCCUCCUUCGUGGGGGAGUUCUUCAACCAGCAAGGCAGCAUCUUCUACCUCUUUGAGCCCCUCUGGCACAUCGAAAGGACGGUGACCUUCGAGCCAGGGGGAGCCAACGCAGUGGGCUCAGCCCUGGUGUACCGGGAUGUUCUCAAGCAGCUCCUCCUCUGUGACCUCUACAUCUUGGAGAGCUUCAUCUCACCAGCACCUGAGGGCCACCUGACACCCUUCAUGUUUCGGCGGGGCUCAAGCCGCUCUCUCUGUGAGGAGCCCGUCUGCACACCCAACGCUAAGAAAGUCUUCGAAAAGUACCACUGCAAGAACCGCCGCUGUGGCCCCCUCAACAUCACCCUGGCCGCCGAGGCAUGCCAGCGCAAGCAGCACGUGGCCCUGAAGACGGUGCGCAUCCGGCAGCUGGAGUUCCUGCAGCCGCUGGUAGAGGACCCUCGGCUGGAUGUGCGCAUCAUCCAACUGGUGCGGGACCCCCGGGCUGUCCUGGCCUCUCGCAUGGUGGCCUUCUCCGGCAAGUACGAGACCUGGAAGAAGUGGGCAUCCGAAGGGGAGGCUCCCCUCCGUGAGGAGGAGGUGCAGCGGCUGCGGGGCAACUGCGAGAGCAUCCGUCUGUCAGCAGAGCUGGGGCUGCAGCGGCCGGGCUGGCUGCGGGGUCGCUACACUGUACGCUACGAGGACGUGGCACGGGCGCCCUUGCAGAAGGCAGAGGAGAUGUACCGCUUCGCCGGGCUCCCGCUCACCCCCCAAGUGGAGGAGUGGAUCAGCAAAAACACACAGGCACCCCGUGAUGGCAGUGGCGUCUACUCCACCCGCAAAAACUCCUCUGAGCAGUUUGAGAAGUGGCGGUUCAGCAUCCCCUUCAAACUGGCACAGGUGGUGCAGGACGCCUGCGCCCCAGCCAUGCACCUCUUUGGCUACAAGCUGGCCAGCAGCCCCGCCGCCCUGGCUAACCGCUCCUUCAGCCUGCUGGAGGAGGCACAGCCCUCCUGGGUCACAUAACGAUGCAGGAGGGAUGGCGGUGGGGGGGCGGGGGAAAUGAGGAGCUGUGGCCGUGCUCCCAGCUGGCCCACAGGAGACCAGGGGAUUCCUGCUCCUGGAGAUGCUCCUCGCUACUGCCGGGGUGGAAAUCAGCAGCCCCAGGAGCCGGGGCAUCCUGGCAGAGCUGACUCCAGGUCCCACAGAGCCCAAAUUACACAUUUCUCCAGGAAUGGGGAAAUCACAAGGGUGAGAGGCAGUGGGGAAAAGUAGGGGAUUUGGCACCAGGGCCACCUCCCCAGCUCACAGGCUGCACUGAGGAAGAGGAGGAGGGCGAGGACAAGGUGAGGAGGCAGCAGAACCAAGCACCUCCACAUUGCCACCCCUCCAGCUAGGACAAGGCGAGGACAAGACCCCCAUGGUGCCAGAAAGGACCCAGACCGAAGAGGCCUUACUGGUUUAGUGCCUUUAUACACCAGCACAGACUGGGAACUGCCCCAGAGGCAUGCCAGGGCAGGAAUCACCCACGGAGCCCUGGCAGGCACUUGGGCUGUAAUUAAGUGGGGUGACUUUGUGGUUCGGUACUCUUCAAAGUUAGUUUGGGGGGUUUGGGGUUUUUUCCCCCGCCCCGUGCAUUUGUGUACCAGGGUUGCAAAGUGAAUUUAUUUAUUUAUUACACAAAAAAAAAAAAAAAAGAGGGGGAGGCAGAUCAAGGAGCUAAGCCCAAAAGUCAGACCAGCACAGUAUGUUGCAAAGAAACAGAAAGACACCUAGAGCCAAGGUGGUAGAGGUCAGAUUUCAGACCACCACGUACCCUGCCGCACGACCCCGGGAGAGCCCCCGGGGUCUAAUGAGCUAUAAGGCCCCCAGACCCCCAGCGGAGUGCAGCCAGUGCAGGGGCUACACCCACCCAGCACGGUAGCAACUGUGAACCUCAGUGCCUGCUGGAAGAUGGUUGGACUUAUUUAAUUAAAAACAAAAAUACAUUGGCACAGAGUCCAAAGCACCUCCUGUCUCAUUUGGUAUUCAUAUGCGUCCCCCACCCAGGGGGAGCCCCAGAAAUACUUGCCGGCAGCAUCAGUGGGUGACCAAUACCUCGUAGAGGUAUAGGGAGUUGCAGGGUGUUUACCACAUGCAGAGAUUCAACCAGCAAUAGCCUGGCGCCAAGCUGCCUGCCCACCCCCACCCCCCCCAGUUCACAAUUAAUGGAUUUAAAUGCCUAUUUUUAGCCUGCUUUGCAGCGCAUCCUUUUACUCCCCGUUUAUUUUGGGUUACGGCUGCCCAAGGGAGAAGGCAGGCAUUUUGGUGGAGGGUAGCAGUUGCCUCUGCCUAAGACUUACCGGGGGAGCCCUGAGGGGUCCCCACUGCCCCCCAGGCAUGGCCAGCAGCCACACGCCACUUCUCCCCAGCCAGAGCUGUUGGCCAAAAGCAAAAAUAAGUAAGUAAAGUUAGGCAGCAGCUGGCCACAGCUGGGCUGCGUUUCUGCCGGCGGAGGGUGGCCGGGAAGAACAUGCUGGGCUCCAGCGACAAGCCACGGCUGGGGCGCUCACAAAAGCCGUGUUUUUGACCCAAGAGAGAGAACAGAGGCAGCAUUGAGGAGCGCGGGGGCCGGCUGGCGGGGAGCAGCCAUGCCGGAGCCCUGGGCAGCCACCCGCCCGUGCCGGCUGGAGAGGUGUUCUGAGCAUGGCUGCCUCGCUGGCUGGGAGCAUCUGGCCUCAAGGUGUGAAUUCAGGGUGCUCGAUGCUGGCUGGCUGGGGAGAGGGGGCAGAAGUGGGCUUUUUCUUUGCUUUGAGCGGCAUGGGCAAUACCAUCAUCGCUCGCAGGCGAUGGAGAGCAGUCAGCCCCCUCCCUGUCUCACACAGAGCUCUCGGCAUUGCUAGCGGCCCUGGGUUUGCUGCCUGAAUUGGGUUUUGUUUGGAGGCUUCCUGCUGGGUAAGUGGUGGGGUCACCGAGGUCGAUCGGAUACUCCACAGCUGCCUGCUGAGAAAAGGCCACGGAGCUUGGCCAGCACGAGGGGCAACACAGCCAGACCCAGGGCAACAGCUACAGGCAAACGCCUCUCCUGCGCUUCUGCAAAAGUACCCAUUAGGUUGGCUUUGGCAAAGCAAAUAAAGUUCAAAUUAAUUGCUCCUUUGCAGAACAGCACAAGGGGUAAAUAGCUCUUAGCUGCCAGAGCUGGGAAGGGGAUGUCAGAGGGGCAUCCAGCAUCCCCUUCCCAUCCCACCCUGCACGGAAGAGCCUCAGGGCUUGGGCAAAGCAAGGUUUAGGGGGCAAGGACAGGCAAAUAAAGGGAAAUACAAAGCAAUCCGUGAAGGAUGGGAGAACGGGGCUGAGCUGAGGCCAGAGGGGACGGUGACAACUGCCAGUUCUCACCUGGGCUGCCUGCACAGCCUCAGCCCUGGCUGGCUCCAGCCUGUCAUUUCUAGCUAAGCACCAGCAUUUCUUCCUGGACGCCCUCCAGCUUCCUGUCAAAAAUGCCACAGGACAGAAAGAAAACGCACCCCCAACCCAUGCAGAUUUCUGCAGGGGCUAAUUGCUCCCAUUAAACCCACGAAGCCGUGACUCCCACACAGUGCCAGACGCAUUGGGAAGCCACAAGGGACACACGGCUCCUUUUGAGACUAAAGCAGCUGAAUUCUUCCUGUGCCAACUGGGGAGGUUUGUCCCCCCAGGAGAGGCACUGCCUGCUCGUCCCACCCCAGCCACUGUCAGGCCUUACCCUGGUCCUUCUCUAUAGGAGGAAAGGCAUGGAUUCAGGAGGAAAAGCACAUUGGGAAAGCCCCAGCAAGAGGCAAUGCCAUAGAUUGAGAACAUACCUGCAUUCAGAUGGGUCACACAGGAAACAGGAGCCACAGCAGAUGCAGCAUCACCCUUCUUCCAACAACACCAAUGCAAAAACACCCACUAUCCUCCCUUCAAGGGAUUCAAGCUUUCAGAAAUAAAACAGCUCCUGAAAGGAUAAGGUUUGCCUUAAAACAAGCAAACAAAUAAAAAACACCCUCCCACCCCUUACUUCCCCAGCCCAAGGCUGCUCCCACCCCUUUAUAACCUGCCCUGAGCAGGUCAGUGCCUGCAGCUGCGCUGCCUCUGGGCUCACCCGCUCAGCCUGCCACAGCUGUGUUUUGGGAGAAAUUCAGGCACAUUGUGGUGAUUCUUAUUGUCACCAGAGAAACACUUUCUGCAGUAGCCUAGAACAGCAAGGGGACACAUGUCCUGUGGGACAGGGCCACUAGCCGAAGCCUGCUUCUCCUCAGGGUUAUUGGAGGUGACACGAGAUGAUGGAGCACCAGAGAGAGCUUUAAUAAAUUAUGUAUGCAUGGUUCCUUUCUAAAUGGGAUCUUUCUGGCUGACGCUUCCCUCUGCCAGUCUGAUCCAGACUUGACUUUGGACAGCAGGUACACGCUGCUGUUUCUCUGCCUCCCUCUUGGAGACACUCGGGGCUUGCUGGGGCCACGCUGACGUCACUGGGCUUGCCAUGGAGAGGCCAUUCUUGCUUGAGUCAGAAGAUGCCUGGCCCACCAAGUAAGAGAGCAGUUGAGGCUCUGAAAUGCCACCUUAGAUGCCAUGCAGUUUAAAGGUGCCCAGGUGGCGAACUGCUAACAUCAGCUGGCAGGGUGGAUGCCUGCUGGGCCAUGAAGCCAAGCCACCAGGCUGGCCCAUGGAAAUGCAUAAAAAGGCCUUUUUCCAGCUUGGCACAAGGUUUGUCCCAAACAUCAGAAGUCGUGGCUGCUCUGCUGGCUGUCCUGACCACCCCCCCCCAUCCUCUUUUCCUCACUUGCUCCAGCUCCAUUUAAUGGGAUCGGAUGAGCUAAUCCCUCAUGUCCCCUAGCAGUGCUAUCAGAUGGGAUUUCUGCACCGUGCCAGAGGGAAACCCAUUGCCCAAGCAAUCGUGUGCCCUUACAAGCCCCGCUGGCUUCUGCUGGAGACUGGAUCCACCCUUGCCCUUCACUCCAUUGCAGUGCUUGGUGUGGUUCCCACAGGGAGCUGAUGCAUGGCUACGGCUUCACCACCCAAAUCCCAGGUCGGUGGGGGGACCUGCGGGCCAGUGAGGGACUGGGGGCUGCAGCACACAUGGACAUUUCAGCAUUAAAUGACAGCCUUGUUUUCUGUUGUGUUUUUUUAAGAGACUGCAUGCCUGACCAGACCACAUUUCUUGGUCUGCAUCCCAUAUUUAUCCUGUAAUUACACCUUCAGACAAAGGCUGCCUGUCUGUGAGACCGAUUUUUUUAAGGACACAGUU
Molecule: messenger RNA, 12180 nt
Organism: Falco peregrinus (peregrine falcon)
Lineage: Eukaryota; Metazoa; Chordata; Aves; Falconiformes; Falconidae
Gene: CHST3
Product: carbohydrate sulfotransferase 3
Biological process (GO): carbohydrate metabolic process; N-acetylglucosamine metabolic process
Cellular component (GO): Golgi membrane
Molecular function (GO): N-acetylglucosamine 6-O-sulfotransferase activity; chondroitin 6-sulfotransferase activity
Source: RefSeq, a predicted model, not a curated record